CCAGGGGCGGACUGACAAUUUGAGCACUUGGGCACUGCCCGAGGGCUCGGGGUCAGUAGGGGGUCCCAUGAAAUGCCCCUGGUACCUUUUAUAGGCUUUUUUUGAAUGUGGGCAAGGACACGGGCCCCAUGAUCCCCUAUUGCCCGGGGGCCCCAUGAGUUGUCAGUCUGUUCCUGGUUGCCGCCUGUCACUUCCCAUCAGUGCCCCCUAUCAGUGCAGCCUAUCAGUGCCCAUCACUACAGCCUCAUUAGUGCAC
Staurois parvus is the source of this 256-nucleotide messenger RNA. The record is from the annotation of a GenBank genome assembly. Lineage: Eukaryota; Metazoa; Chordata; Amphibia; Anura; Ranidae.